Messenger RNA from Humulus lupulus (European hop), 693 nucleotides. Its product is annotated as coatomer subunit beta'-2-like. The transcript has 5 exons. The coding region runs from base 1 to 558 and encodes 185 amino acids. The record is from RefSeq and is a predicted model, not a curated record. NCBI's taxonomy places the organism in Eukaryota, Viridiplantae, Streptophyta, Magnoliopsida, Rosales, Cannabaceae.
AUGACUGCUACCGCUGCUGUUGCUGCUCCUGCUGAUGUUAUUGCUACUACUAUUACUACUUCUUCUGCAGCUACUGUUACUGCUGUUGCUACUAUUACUGCGGUCAGUAAGAAAGCUCCUAAGUCAUUAGAUGAUCCAGACGAAUACCCUAAUUUGUUUGACGACUGGGAUGUUUCUCUUUCCCUUGAAGCAGAAAGUGGAAAAAACAGGUGCAAUUAUCCUCCUGCUGAACUGUACCCAAUCUAUGCUCAGAAAUCAACCACCAACCUUCUUGAGAAGUUUAAGAGCAUGCAAAUUGAUGAAAACGAUGAUCCAACUGAAAAUGGACAGCAUGAUCAUGAGGAGACUCUGGGGAAUGAGGAAAAUCAUGGACAAGAAGCUGUGGUUGAAGAGGAUGCUAGUUCCACAAAUGGUAUUAUUAUUUUAGAUAGUAAGGAGGAUGACGAAGAAUUGGGAGCAAAGGAUGAGAAUAGUUCACCACAAAAAUUGGACGUUAAAGACGAGAGCACUUCAGCAGAUGAAUUGGAAGCAAAGGAUGAGAACACUUCACCAUCCUAAGGUGAUGCUUUGCUGAAAGUAUGAAGUGAACAUAGGAUACAUUACCAGUUCCACAGGACAAGCUAGGUCCAGCUGUUAUACGCAUAUCUUCUGGUGAGAAAAAUGUUUCUACUUUAGCUUAUUUUUCAUUUCUGU